AUGCUCCCCCUCUCCUUGCUCAAGUCCUCCACGGGCUACCCCAUCCUGGUCGAGCUCAAGAACGGCGACACGUACAACGGCCACCUUUCCAACAUCGACCAGUGGAUGAACGUCAACCUCAACGACGUUAUCCGCACCUCCAAGGACGGCGACCACUUCUGGUCCGUCCCGGAGAUGUACAUCCGCGGCAACACCAUCAAGUACCUCCGCGUCCCCGACGCCGUCCUCGACGCCGUCGCCGACGAGAAACACGCCCGCGACGCUACAAGGAACCGAAACCGCAGCGGGAGGGGGCGCGGGAGGGGGCGCGCUGGCGGCCGCCAACGCGGCGGCGGCGGUGGUGGGGGCAGAUCCGGACGCGGGGGAUACGGCGGGGGAUACGGCCGCUAA
Chondrus crispus (carragheen) is the source of this 390-nucleotide messenger RNA. RefSeq names its product LSm protein, LSm4. Bases 1 to 390 code for a protein of 129 amino acids. The transcript is spliced from 3 exons. The record is from RefSeq and is a predicted model, not a curated record. Lineage: Eukaryota; Rhodophyta; Florideophyceae; Gigartinales; Gigartinaceae. Gene Ontology annotation, cellular component: U6 snRNP; spliceosomal tri-snRNP complex; P-body. Gene Ontology annotation, molecular function: U6 snRNA binding. Gene Ontology annotation, biological process: P-body assembly; spliceosomal snRNP assembly; nuclear-transcribed mRNA catabolic process.